AUGCGGAGUAAGCCAAAUGCGGGACAAAACGCCACACCUAUGCUUCAGGUGGCCAUUCCUGAUGAAAUUGCAGCCCAUUUCAGAGAAUUGGCUAGACGUCCAAACGAAUUGGCAAAGAUGUGGUUUGACAAGUAUGUUGUUACACCAACAGCAUAUAGGUAUUGCAUCAUGAAAUCAGUCUAUGUUUCCUAUAUGCGCUUCAAUUUAAGCGACGAAUUUAGGCAUCCAUUGUUAAAUGCAAACAUCGAAAAGUUAAAUCAGACAAUUGCAUUGAUUAUUGCUCACAACUUGAAAGAUAUCGAAUCCGAUGGCAAGAAGUCCACAUACCUUGUCGAUGUUUGCGAUGCUAAGAUUGCCGAUGCAUGGUCAUAUAUUUUUGAUGUUAUUGGUAUGCAUUACGAAGUUUUCAAAACGGGCAAAUUGAAUAGUUUUGGCAUGAAAUUACUUGAGUUGUCCAUGGAAUUCAGUGCUGGAAUUCAUUCCGGAAAAUACCCAGAUACAGGCCUCCAAAUCCCAUCUCGUGAUGAAUACCAUAAUUGGAUGGGACAAGAUCUUUUCUUUGGUGCUGAACGCGCAAUGGCAGUUUCAAGUAUUCUAAACCGAAAUCGAAAUUAA
Messenger RNA from Trichomonas vaginalis G3, 615 nucleotides. RefSeq lists its product as uncharacterized. The record is from RefSeq and is a predicted model, not a curated record. Lineage: Eukaryota; Parabasalia; Trichomonadida; Trichomonadidae. The transcript has a single exon. Bases 1 to 615 code for a protein of 204 amino acids.